Erpetoichthys calabaricus (reedfish) is the source of this 1362-nucleotide messenger RNA. It is a transcript of the gene lrp2bp, whose product is annotated as LRP2 binding protein. NCBI's taxonomy places the organism in Eukaryota, Metazoa, Chordata, Cladistia, Polypteriformes, Polypteridae. The coding region runs from base 262 to 1287 and encodes 341 amino acids. Gene Ontology annotation, molecular function: protein binding. The record is from RefSeq and is a predicted model, not a curated record. The transcript is spliced from 9 exons.
AUGGUAACGCGGCUACGGCCUAUCCAGUUGCUACGAGCAACAUCCCUUAGCAACGAAUACUGUACUUCCAGACGUCAGGAAAAGUUUGAAAACACAAGAGAGUACCUGCCGACAUAGUCAUUGUUUUCCAAAAGUUAUUAAUUAGAAAGAAAUAGACGUUUGCAGCCGCAUGCAAGAGACAAGACAAAAAACCCAAAUCUAGAAGGAGAACCUUAGCACGAGGGCGAGCUCAAAUCAAAAGAAAGGAUAGUUGGUAAAGCAAUGAAUUCAGCAACUGCAUCUGACUGGCAAUCUGACAAAUCAGCACAAAUUUUUCACACAGUUAAUGAAGUGUAUGGCCUGAGUAUCGAUCCACAGUCCAAGAAACGAGAAGACCUAAUUGAGGAAGUGGAGGAUCUGCUGAAAAAAUAUAUCCAAGAAGGUGAUCGACAAGCCAUUUUUUUGCUGGGACAACUCUAUUUUGAAGAAAGUAGAUAUGAAGAAGCCUUUUUGAAGUUUGCCAAAGUCAAGGAUACAGACCUCCAAGCACUGUACCAACUGAGUGUGAUGUAUUAUGAUGGACUGGGAAUCAAAGCAGACUGUAAAAAAGCAGUGGAGUAUAUGUCAAGGAUUUCCACGACAGCCUCUUUAAAAACUGAGCAUUUAAAAUAUGCUGCAUUAUACAACUUGGGGCGAGCAUAUUUUGAGGGCUUUGGUGUCAAACAGUCAGAUGAAGAAGCAGAAAGAUUGUGGCUUCUUGCAGCAGAUGAUGGAAACCCAAAAGCAAGUAUAAAAGCUCAGACUGCCUUAGGACUGUUUUACUGCCGACCAGAUACCUUGGACUUGAAAAAGGCCUUUUUCUGGCAUUCAGAAGCUUGUGGGAAUGGAAGUCUGGAGUCCCAGGGUGCACUAGGGGUCAUGUACCUUUAUGGAUAUGGUAUUCACCAAGAUACACAAGCAGCAUUUGAGUGCUUGAAGGAAGCAUCUGAACGAGGAAAUGUUUAUGCUCAAGGCCAUCUCGUCACCCAUUACUACAACAAAAAGUUAUAUUCAAGAGCUGCAGAACUUGCCAAAAGGAUGUCAAAAUAUGAGAAUAUAGCUGAGACUGCUAGAGUAACAGAUUGCCGGAUUGACUACAUACGGAAAGGUUUGGCUAUUGCUUUGUUCUACUAUGCAAGAUGUCUACAGCUGGGCUUGGGUGCCACACAGAACAGCAAAGAAGCUCAGUAUUACUACAGCAAGGCAGCCCUUCUUGAUCCAGACGUUGUUGCAGACCUCCAAACUGAAGUUAAUCAUGGGAUUCUUUAGGGCAUUCUACCUGGAUUUCGCCAUUUAAAGAUUCAAACGUGAUUCCAAAAAGGAAAACUUCACCAUUUCCCUGUU